Messenger RNA from Scedosporium apiospermum, 2097 nucleotides. RefSeq names its product SWIRM domain-containing protein. Lineage: Eukaryota; Fungi; Ascomycota; Sordariomycetes; Microascales; Microascaceae. Gene Ontology annotation, cellular component: SWI/SNF complex. The transcript has 3 exons. The record is from RefSeq and is a predicted model, not a curated record. Gene Ontology annotation, biological process: positive regulation of DNA-templated transcription. Gene Ontology annotation, molecular function: DNA binding; histone binding. Bases 1 to 2097 code for a protein of 698 amino acids.
AUGGACGAUUCUGGAGAAUACGGCACUCCGACCAAUGCCGCAUCACCCGGUGCUAACGCUAUCCUGGCGCAGCCCCCGCUCCAGCAGGUCGACGGAUCCGAAGAUGUCCAAAUGACUGAAGGUGGCGAUGCGGAUGCCGUCGUCAAACAGGAUAAUGCUACCCCCGCAUCCGGAAGCGAGAAGCCCGCCGACCAGGCAUCUGCGCCAAGCCACGGUGCAGGGACGGGAAUCGAAGACGCGGUGAUGGUUGAGGCUCAGGAGAAUGGCAAAGACGGACAAAAUGCCAACAAGCAGGCCGACGAGAACGCAACCGACGGCGCAGCCGAUAAACAGGAGACGAAAACGAAGGAGACAGUCGAAUCAGCAGCUCGAGAGCAUCUAAUUUCCCAGACUCAUGCCAUCAUCUUGCCCAGCUACAGCACGUGGUUUGAGAUGACGGAUAUUCAUCCCAUUGAGAAGAAGGCUUUACCAGAGUUCUUCAACAACAGGAACCGAAGCAAGACGCCAGCAGUCUACAAGGAUUACCGUGACUUUAUGAUCAACACAUACCGCCUCAAUCCCUCGGAGUACUUAACUGUGACUGCGUGCCGCCGAAAUCUGGCGGGAGAUGUGUGCGCAAUUAUGCGUGUCCACGCCUUCCUUGAGCAAUGGGGCUUAAUAAACUACCAAGUCGAUAUGCAGCAGCGAUCAUCCCACGUUGGUCCCCCAUUUACUGGUCACUUCAAGAUCAUUUGCGACACUCCCAGAGGUCUUCAACCCUGGCAACCGUCCGCGGACCCCAUUGUACUGGAGGGCAAAAAGAAUCAUGACACGGAAGCGAAGACAGUAGCCGGAACAGCCGCCAAGACUGAUCUCAACCUAGAGAUCGGACGAAACAUCUACGAGGCAUCCGCCAAGGGUACGAAGUUGAACAAGGGAGAGGGAAAGACGAACGGCGAAGCGCCUGCUACGAAUGGCGUAGGCUCGACAUCCAUCGAAGAAGUCACCAAGGCGCCAAUCGCCAAGGUGAAUUGUUAUCAGUGUGGCAUUGAUUGCACUCGGACAUAUUACCAUUACGCCAAGAGCGACCCGGCUGCCAAUACCAAGUACGACCUCUGCCCUGGCUGCUGUUUAGAAGGCCGAAUGCCAAACAACCAUUUGAAGUCGCAAUACACGCGAGUCGACAACCCCACCUACACGAGCACACUUGAUCGCGACGCGGCCUGGACUGACGCGGAAACCCUCCGUCUCCUCGAGGGUCUGGAGCGAUAUGACGAUGAUUGGGGAGAGAUUGCGCAGCAUGUCGGCACCCGCACACGAGAGGAGUGCGUGCUGCGAUUCCUUCAAUUGGACAUUGAAGAGAAGUAUCUCGACAGCGAUUUUGCGUCUAUCAAUGCGCCUGUGGGGCUUCCGUUACUCGGAAGCCAGGGCGGCCAAUUACCUUUCAGCCAGGCGGAUAAUCCCGUUAUGUCGGUAGUCGGCUUCCUUGCAAGUCUCGCUGACCCGGCUAGCACCGCCGCAGCGGCCAAUAAAUCUGCAGAAGAGCUCAAGCAGCGGCUUCGAGACAAACUCGCGGGGGAAAAGCAAGGGUCGACAGUUACCAAUGGCAAGGGUAAGGCGGGCGACAGCACCGAGUCGAUGGAAGUUGAUGUUACCACCACAACCACGACGACCACGACCACAACAACUACCACAUCGACUAGUGCAUUAGCUUCAAUUCCUCUCGCAUCUAUCGGCGCGCGUGCUGCGGGAUUCGCUUCGCACGAAGAAAGGGAAAUGACUAGGCUUGUGUCGGCAGCGGCUAACGUCAUGCUUCAAAAGCUUGAACUGAAGCUCAAGUACUUCAAUGAUAUGGAAGCGAUUCUCCAAGCUGAGAAGCGCGAGCUCGAGCGGGGAAGGCAGCAGCUUUUCUUGGACCGGCUGGCAUUCAAAAGCCGAGUGCGCGAGGCCCAGGAGGCGUUGAAGGCGAGCGUAGCCGCUGGUGGCGAGACCGGUGUGCGUAUGGCGCUGGAUGUUGGUGGUGAUAGCGAACGGCUUGGCUUCCAACAAGCAAACAACGCUGGCACAACGAUCCAACCACUCUCGAGCGAGGGGCAAGUUAAGACGUACGAUGCUUGA